CGAAAAAUUUGCACUCGUGUGUACGGAUAAGUUAUCUACAAGGUUUUUAUAUCUGUCCCCCUUCCACACAAAUCAAACCACUGCACUUUGCAUUUCUCCCACUGUAGCUUGGUUGUUGAUAACAAUGGCGGCCGUGAGUUUCAACUUGGUAGGUGCGUUCAAAGGCCUAUCCGUUGGUUCCACCUCAUCCUUGUCCUUUUUCAGAGGCGACUUCGGUUCGAUUUCCGUCGGUCAAAACUCCGUUCGUUUCCCGAUUAAAACGCCUCUGACGAUAGAAUCUGCGCAUAAGAAAGGAGCUGGUAGUACUAAGAACGGCCGUGAUUCCCCAGGGCAGAGGCUCGGAGUCAAAAUCUACGGCGAUCAAGUUGCCAAAGCUGGUUCCAUUAUUGUACGCCAACGCGGUACCAAGUUCCACCCAGGGAAGAAUGUUGGGCUUGGCAGGGAUCACACUCUUUUCUCCUUGAUAGACGGACUAGUCAAAUUCGAGAAGUAUGGACCUGAUAAGAAAAAGGUGAGUGUCUACCCUCGUGUGGUGGUACCCGAGAAUCCCAAUAGUUACAGAGCAAGAAAGAGAGAGGCCUUCAGGUUACAACGUGAGAAAAAACGAGCGAGGAAAGAAGGCUUUGUAAUUGAACCUCUAUUGGUACUUGCUUCUGCUGCACAAGUGUCUGAAGAUAGUCCAUCAUCAUCUUGUUAAUCAGCAGCUCUAGUCUCUGUUUGCUUGUAUUCGACAGUCGGAAUUUUGUGUAUGAAAUAGCUAAUUUUCUUUUGAUUUUGUUUUCGAUUAUGUUAGUCAUGGACAUUUGGAACUGUUGAUUCUGAAAGCUUGUGAAUCCUAUCUUAAUGGAAAAAUGGCCAAACUGCCCUUUAAGGGGUAAAUGGAACAUGCCGAUA
Messenger RNA from Erythranthe guttata (spotted monkey flower), 894 nucleotides. RefSeq names its product ribosomal protein large subunit 27 (gene RPL27). Gene Ontology annotation, biological process: translation. Lineage: Eukaryota; Viridiplantae; Streptophyta; Magnoliopsida; Lamiales; Phrymaceae. The record is from RefSeq and is a predicted model, not a curated record. Gene Ontology annotation, cellular component: ribosome. Gene Ontology annotation, molecular function: structural constituent of ribosome.